Messenger RNA from Cornus florida, 2269 nucleotides. RefSeq lists its product as uncharacterized. The transcript is spliced from 7 exons. NCBI's taxonomy places the organism in Eukaryota, Viridiplantae, Streptophyta, Magnoliopsida, Cornales, Cornaceae. Bases 264 to 2099 code for a protein of 611 amino acids. Gene Ontology annotation, biological process: chromatin remodeling. The record is from RefSeq and is a predicted model, not a curated record. Gene Ontology annotation, cellular component: Ino80 complex.
UCCUAACCCUAACUCUAACCCUAGCCCUAACGCUUCAACUACAAUCCUAACUCUGGUUAUAGCCACCCCAAUUUCCCAAAUUGACCACACCACACAAUCUGUCUCAAAACAAAUACUAUUCCCUUUACCAUCUACAGUCUCCUUUUAUUUCUCUUUCUUCAAGCCUAUUCGAAUUCUCUGAAGGUGAUCUAGGGUUUUGGAAGGUCGUGAACACCCACCCACAAAGCCCAGCUAGGUCUUUUGGUUUAACCCUUUUUACCAGUAUGGAAAGUUUUGGAGGUUUUGGAUUCAGUGAUCUCAGCAGAACAGUGAGGAAGAAGAGGAGCAAUUCAUCUAGGCGUCCUCGGAAUGAUUCUCAGCUUUUACCAGAUUACCGUGAUACUUCAUCAUUGUCAUCUACGCCACCUUCAGAGAAUGCGAGCAAAGCAUCAAGUGAUGAAAAUAUGGGCCAUGGUACAAAUUAUAGGAUGAAAGAACUUAAUUUAAAUCAAUGCAGUUCAAGGGCUUCUCCUAUUAAUCUCAAUGAAGCUGAAACUUCCCUGAAGAGAAAAAAUGAAAUUGGAGGAUUUGGGGAGUCUUGUGAAGCUCGUGUCAUGGACAGUAGUGAGCAGAGGCAUAGUGGUAUUCAUUCCAAAAUGUAUAGUGAAGGUGUCCUUUCCACAGCUAAUUGGAAAAGCUCUAGCAAGGUGAUGGAAAGUCUUCAAUCGAAGCCAAGAACUAGAGAUACCCAAAUAAGUGGUAGCCAAUGUUUCAAGCAGUCAGAAGCAGUGACAGAUGUACUGGGGAAUGACAAUAAACUGAAGAAAGUAAAGCUUAAGGUUGGUGGUGUCAUACGAACAAUACAUCCUACAUCCACAACUGAUGGUGCCUCGGUGGGUGGGUCUUCUUCUACUUUGUCAUCUCGCUCUUCAGAUGCCCCUCGUCCACGAAAGAAGUUAAUUCUUCAGGAUAAUUCGGAUGAAGAUCAUUCCCCUUCUCAAGACAAGGGAAAUGGCCCGCAAGGAGUCCAAUGGAAGGAUUUCUCUAGAAGUGAUUUUAAUGUUAAGAAAACGGAUUCUUCAAGGGCAAAGAUGUCUAAGGAAAGUGUCUCUCUCAAGCAGUCUGAGAAGUAUGAGCCAGUUCGUAAGAGCAAGCGUGUUCCUAAAAGACGGUUGUUAGAUGGAGGAUUUGAUGAUGGAGAUGAUGACGACGACGAGGAGAUCCGAUACCUUGAAAAGCUCAAAACUUCCAAAGUUGCUUCUGAUUAUGGUGCAGAAUUCGAAGAUGAAGAUGAAGCAGGAAGCAGGAAGCAACGGAAGAUCUCAAGGGUAAUGAAGAGAAAUGUCGGUGGGUACAAUGUCAAUGCAAUAGAUUAUGGCUCAAAAAGAUCUGGCAAAGAGGGUAAAAUGUCCAGAUCAGGGAGAACAAAUGAAGAUACUGAUUACUUGGAAGAUGAAGAGCCAGUGUCUGAUGGUGAGCCUGAAAUUAAGAGGAAGAAACAAAGAAAGGAGUUUGUGGAUGUGUCAGGGGAUUCUAAGAAGGAAAUGGCUGUCACUACACGCCAACGGGCCCUUCAAUCUGGCAAAGAUAUCUCUUUCAAUUCUGGGACAAGUUUGAUUGAGUUCCCGAAUGGAUUACCCCCUGCUCCACCUCGAAAACAAAAGGAGAUACUCUCUGAAGUGGACCAGCAAUUGAAGAAAGCCGAGGCUGCUCAAAGGCGUAAGAUGCAAGUGGAGAAGGCAGCUCGGGAAUCUGAGGCCGAAGCAAUUAGAAAAAUAUUGGGCCAAGAUUCCAGUAGGAAGAAGCGGGAGGAUAAAAUUAAGAAGCGACAAGAGGAAUUAGCACAGGAGAGGGCUGCCAAUGCCAUGACAUUUACAUCAAACACUGUCAGGUGGGUAAUGGGUCCCAGCGGGACAGUUGUGACAUUCCCCAUUGAGUUGGGCCUGCCAAGUAUAUUUGAUCCCAAGCCUUGCAGUUACCCUCCCCCGCGUGAAAAAUGUGCUGGUCCAUCUUGUACAAAUCCAUACAAGUAUCGUGAUUCAAAGUCAAAGCUUCCUCUGUGCAGCCUCCAGUGCUACAAGGCAAUACAUGAAAAUAUACAGCCUCUGACAGCCUGUUGAUCAAGUAACGUGCCCCUGCAGCUGUGCUGUUAAUAUGUGAAUAAUUCUGCAUGGUCAUGUUACGGAAUCUCUUGUAAUAAUAACUGUUGAUCUAGUUUCUGAGCUGUAAGCUGGAUGGAUGGAUUUCUUAAUCUGUAUCUGUAAAAUAAAAGGCGUCUAUCUUGCUGCAA